AUGACACAAGAAGAAAAGCUUGAAGUCCUCAAAGAUUCGAAGGAAAAAUCCAUUCUCCAUAACAGUUUGGAUUCUGUCCUGUCAAAUAGAGUAAUCGCAUGUAAAACCUCUAAAGAGAAAUGGGACACAUUGGAAGUUCAAUGUCAAGGAAUAGAAGCGAUUGAAAAGAAUCUAAGAGCAUGGCUUGUUCAAGAAUAUGAAAGAUAUGAGACGAAUCCUGAUGAAGAUCUUACUGACUCAUAUGAUCGAUUUCUUACUUUAUUGAGCAAUGUAUCUCUUGCUGGAAAAGAAUAUGAAGUUGAAGAUUUCAACACAAAGUUUUUCAAAUCAUUACCUGAAGAAUGGGAUAUUCAUAGCUCUAUCAUAAGGCAUCAGUAUGACCUAAGUACGGUUUCUCUGGAUGAAGUAUAUGGAUUGCUAAGAACUCAUGAUUUGGAGAUUCAACAAAGAAAAGCCAGGAAUGAAAAUAGAGAUAAGUCAUUAGCAUUGAGAGCUAAGACAAAAAAGGAAAAGAGCAACUAUGUUGAAAAGCGUCAAAAUCAGAUCAGGAAUCAAGUAUCAGUUAUUAACACUAUAUCAGUUACUGAGGAUUCUUCCGGAGAUGAUGAUAAUGUAGUUCUUAUGAAGCAAAGAUAUAGGAGAUUAUGGACAGGACACUUUGCAAAAGAUUGUACAAAACCUAAAGCAGAUGGAAGCAAAGGUAAGGCACUUCUCACUUCAACCAAAGAUUGGAUGGAAUCAUCUUCUGAGUCUGAAGGAGAAGAAGUGAACUAUGCACUUGUGGCAAGUUUUGAAGAAACUAAAUUCACAAAUGACUCCUCUACUGAUAAGGAUACAUUUGAAAAUGACAAAAACGAGAGUAAAGAGAAAGAUUUAAAAGACAUUUUUGUUAAAGAAAGUUCCGACAAACAUGAUGAGAUAUCAAAGACUGUUUCUACUAACUUUGUUUGUGAUGAAAAAGCUAUUUCUCAUGAAGAAAAGAAAACUGAGAAGGUUUUCGUAAAGAAAACAGAGAAAAGCAAUAAUGAUGUCAAAAGGAAAAUUUCUAAUACUGAAAAGAAGGAAAAACAGGAAAAAGCCAAAAACAAUGCAUAA
Messenger RNA from Daucus carota subsp. sativus, 1095 nucleotides. RefSeq lists its product as uncharacterized. Lineage: Eukaryota; Viridiplantae; Streptophyta; Magnoliopsida; Apiales; Apiaceae. The coding region runs from base 1 to 1095 and encodes 364 amino acids. The record is from RefSeq and is a predicted model, not a curated record. The transcript is spliced from 4 exons.